AUGGUGAUGGAGUUGCCAAGGUUCUUUGCACUUGAAUCGGUUGAUGUUUCAAAGUAUCUGUGCCCCGAUGUCCUCAUUAAUGAUGAUUAUCGCCUCGAAUUUUCGUCAGCUGCCUGUAAAGAUGUUGGAUAUCCAACAGUGGGGCAAGACAUCGUCACCACUGGCGACAGAAGCAUCCACUUAAAAUCAAAUUGGACAAACAACCACUGGCAUCAAGAUGAUGAUAGUUGCAUCCGGGCAUCCAACAGUUCCAGUAGUGCUAACUUGUUUCAGCCAAUUAGAGUCGCCAACAACACCAUCGCUCUGCCAUGCUUCGGUAACAACAAAUUCUGCAGGAGCGUCAAGGACGUCGACAACUACUAUCUCAAAGCUGAUGUGCCCACCAUCAAUCGCGGAACGCGUCUCCAGGUGGAGGAAGCUGUGCUGUCUAGGAGUAUCUACAACGUCCAAUUUCGUGAGACGGACGGUAGGAUCUACGACGCGACAGAUAUAAAAGUGGCAUCAGGAGAAGUGGUAAACCAGAACAAGCUCGAGGAUACUAUAGAGCUAAAGCUUUCUUAUGAAGACACCCGGACUCGCAGUUGGAAUUUCAGUGCUUCGUUGAUGCUGGGUGGAGGAUAUUACAUGGAAGCCGGCAUACCUCUGAUUAUUGAUAACGGGUACGAAGUUUCAGGUUCCAUUACCUUAGGCCUUCAAUAUGCAUCAACUACUUCAACUAAAAGGUUAGCUGAGACUGUUUAUAGAGUUAAUGUCUGCCCUCAUACAAGAGUGAAGGUGACUACGAAAGGAAAAUGCGACGUGACCUUCUCAUACACCCAGUGUGAUACCCUUUAUUCUGGCAAAACAGAAACCUACAAAAAUUACGAUGGCGUCUUCACAGGUAGCAAUGCUUACAACUUGAGGUACGAGACAGAGGAAAAAGCUCUUUGA
This is a messenger RNA of Papaver somniferum (opium poppy), 930 nucleotides long. RefSeq lists its product as uncharacterized. The coding region runs from base 1 to 930 and encodes 309 amino acids. The transcript has a single exon. The record is from RefSeq and is a predicted model, not a curated record. Lineage: Eukaryota; Viridiplantae; Streptophyta; Magnoliopsida; Ranunculales; Papaveraceae.